Molecule: messenger RNA, 2205 nt
Organism: Colletotrichum godetiae
Lineage: Eukaryota; Fungi; Ascomycota; Sordariomycetes; Glomerellales; Glomerellaceae
Exons: 3
Coding region: 1-2205 (734 amino acids)
Cellular component (GO): nucleus
Source: RefSeq, a predicted model, not a curated record
AUGUCUGCUGCGAAGUUUGAGUGUGCUUCCUACAAGCAUUUUGAGCCCGACUUCCACCCGCAAAGGCCAAUAAUCAUCGGCGAGGAAGGCCUUGACUCGCCAGAAACGGUGACUCUCAAGUACGAAGAGGCAGUCGCAAGGGCCAACGGAGACCUACGGGGCGACUCCCCGCAGGGCGGUCUCCUCCCCAUGUCCCAUUACGGGAAACCACAGCCAGGCCCAAUCCACGGGUAUGAUUCAUCCCGUGGGUAUCAGGAUGCCGGAUAUCAGCAAUAUGGAGCGCAAACCUAUCCUGCGCAGCACGGCAGUGCAGGUCAGCUCACCGCAGCCCAGAUGAAUCAGGAGGCAUUUGCAGCCAACAGCGCAGUCGGCUCGUACAUGCCCGUCAGCGUCAGCGUCAACCCAUCUGUGGUAUCAUAUCAGCCAAAUUCUGGAAUGGCAGGCACCAAAGUGCAAGUCAAGGUCAACUCGCCGUACGAUCUCCUCACUGUAGCGCCUUUCUACUCUCUCGUUUUCGGCGCGAACAAGGUGUCUGCACAACCCACCAAAGAAUCCCAGGAUAGCAACGGCUACAUGUUCACUGUCUCGGCCGACGCACCGCCAUUUGUGGUCACCGGCUGUAACAGCGAAAACGUGCCAGUUUUGGUCCUGAUUGAAACAGAGAACGGCGAGCAAGUCAUGAAGGAAGCGGCGGGCCAAUUUGUAUAUCACGAAGCAGGCCCAGGUGCUAGCUCAGACGACAUCACGAGGAAGAUAUCCAAGUCACCUGAGCAACAACAUCAGUCCCCCAGGUCAGCAAGCACUCAGCUCGGCAACGAAGUCAAUACAAAUACGUACGACUUCGCUACAGCUCCGCAACAACCUGCUCAGACUCCCUAUGGAAACUCAUUCUCACAAGACAACAACAACAACAACAACAACAUGCUCAGCGCUUACCGAACCAACUCCUUCCCGGAGCAGCAUUACGCCCGGGCGGUACCCCCGCCGUUGCGGCCGCCGAUGGCCGGAUGGCAAGCAUACGGACGAACGCCCGGCCCCCCCAUUACGCACACGCAGAUCUCCCGUCCUAGCUUGACGCCGCUGCCCAUGCCAUCUGCCACGAUGCCUCUGCUUGUCAGGACAAGCUCUAUCCCAAGCUCUCCUGGAGGUGGACAGCAAUCUGGAUACAAUCAUUGGGGAUCUUAUUCGAACAAGGCCCAACUCAAGAUUGUUGGCAAGCUCGACACCAUGUCUAUCGACUGGUCUCCCGAGGAAUGGUCUAACCGAAGACGCAUCGUCAUGUUCAAUAAGAAGCAGACCGGAUCGACUCUCACGGCGACCUUCCGGCCCGUCAAUGUCAACGAGAGACCACCCAACAGCAUUUGCAUCAGCUGCAUCUGGUGGGCGGAGAAGAACGAGUGCUACGUUACGUCUGUGGACACUAUCUACCUCUUGGAGCAGUUGGUCGUUGCCCCAGCCAGAUUUACCGUGGAGGAGAAGAACCGCAUCCGUCGCAACCUUGAGGGCUUCCGGCCUUUGACAGUGAGCAAGGCCAAGGCAGACUCGGAAGAGUUUUUCAAGAUCAUCAUGGGAUUCCCGAACCCGAAGCCCAGAAACAUUGAAAAGGACGUCAAAGUUUUCCCGUGGAAAAUCUUGGAAUCGGCACUGAAGAAAAUCAUUGGCAAAUACAGCGCUAGCCCCUCGUCGACUCUUCCAGCCUCGCACCUCUUGACGCCCACACCGGUCAACGCGUAUCCUCCGCCGCUCCCGACACCGCCGGCCCCAACCGUUGCAUCGGACCAUGUCAGUGCCUAUGGUGUUCCAUCGCAGGUCCACCACCACGAAGGCUUAACCUCACCGAGGUCGAUCACUGGCAGCACGCACAGCUGGCCGGCGUACUCAACUGGGCCCCCGCGCAACCUUUCUCCCGCACUUGCAUCAGUGUCCCCGCGGCAAUCUGGACUGCGUCUUGCUGCACCUUUACCAGCUGUUACCGGCUACGAUAGUCGGUCGAUGACGACCCACUCAUACGGCGGCGGGCUUCAGACUCCUCUAGGAAACCAGCAUACACCGCCAUCAGCCCCUGGACGCUGGGAUCCUACGAUACCAGCGAUGCAUGCACCGACUACCUACGCAGAGCAGUAUCAGUCUAUGACUGCGCACCACAACCCGAGUCACCAAGUAUACGGUGGUGGCGGAUACGGGGACGGGGCGCAACGGGCUUGA